This is a messenger RNA of Durotheca rogersii, 786 nucleotides long. RefSeq lists its product as uncharacterized. The record is from RefSeq and is a predicted model, not a curated record. NCBI's taxonomy places the organism in Eukaryota, Fungi, Ascomycota, Sordariomycetes, Xylariales, Xylariaceae. The transcript has a single exon. Bases 318 to 689 code for a protein of 123 amino acids.
CUGUAAUGAUGAGGAACGAACGGCUGUGACUACUACUACUAUGCUGUAUCGUGUACCCGUAUCUGUCAGUGCAGAGGGAGGAAGCGUUUCUUGUGUAUUUAUUUAUUUAUUUCUUCCUUCUUUCUUGCGGGAGAAGCCUCCUUAGUGGUACCAUGCGACCGCAUCCCAAUCCCAAUUACUGUAUUACGUUUAGAUAGACUCGCACGCCUCUCUCCUCCUCCACAGCUCCAAGAAAAAUUUACUAGCGGCUCUAAUGGGGCACCCAAAAUGCCGCUGGAGAGAGGAAUAAACCUGUAGUAAGCAGGCGAGCAGCGUUCAUGGGGAAGCCUCUUCGUCCUCUGCUCUUCCGCGCCCUCCUCCUCCUCCUCCUCCUUUUCCCUCGUUCCCGGUCGCUUGCUCCCUUCCUCGCCCUCCUACCCCCCUGCCCUUCGUCGCCUACCUCUUCCCCGCCCCUCUGCUGCCCUUCUCCCCCUGCCCUCCUGCUCUUUCCAGUAGGUCGAGUAGAGAUAUUGGGGGGAGAGGGGGGGGGGGGAGCGGUCGAGGAGGGUGGGAACCGGAUUGGGACGACAGAGAAGGUAAUGGGAAAAGGGACCGGCAGAAGGGGGUUUUCGCUGAUUCACCUGGAUGGGGGGGACGGGAGAGACGGAUGGGAUUUGCGAUGUCGAUUGCCCAGAAGGGAACGGCCAUGACACCACACCGGCGGGGGACGCGAGAUAACAAAAGCAGGCAUGGGCGUCGAUGGCGGGUGCAACGGGCGGAGAGCAAGCGGGCUCGAAGGGAAAAAGG